ACAAAGCUUCCAUCAGUGACGUUUCAUCAGCACCAUCAAUUCAUCAUCUUCAUCUAUCCAUCCAUCCAACGACCAACAUUCCACAGAACCCUAUCUAUCCAAAAUCCAAAAAGGAAAGAAUUAAAUCCUUUUUUCCAUGGCAUAAAAAAAAUUACAGGGCCCUUUGAAAUCCAAUUGUUUUAUUUAUAACAAAAACAUUCUAGGAUUUUUUUUUAUUUUUGGAGAAUUCUAGAAGAUGACUUCGACGACUCCAACGAACCGAUCCUCCUCCGGUGACAUCAUCGACACGACGCCGUUUCUGUCAUCAACAAGCAGCGUGUCACGGGACGAGUCUACCACGCGUCGAUCUGUACGUCACCAGAGCCUUAGUGAAGCGGCUCGGUUCCUGCGCCGAGCCAGCAACCGAAGAAUAAUGCGUGAGCCGUCCAUUCUGGUUCGAGAAACUGCCGCCGAGCAGCUCGAGGAGCGCCAGAGCGAUUGGGCGUAUUCGAAGCCCGUUGUCAUCCUCGAUAUUAUCUGGAAUUUCGCGUUCGUGGCUGUGGCAGUUGGGGUUUUGGUUUUGAGCAGGGACGAGAUGCCCAAUAUGCCGUUGAGGCUGUGGAUAAUUGGGUACGCUUUGCAAUGUUUGUUGCAUAUGGUUUGCGUUUGUGUGGAGUAUAGGCGGCGGAGGAGGCGGCAGAGCAUGGCGUACAGACCAUUUAGUGAAAGGGAGGAUGGGGUUUUAAGCCCGGGAUCAAGGGUGGAUUCAGAGCAGUACGUGACAUUGGCCCAGUUGGAAGAGGAUGGUGGAAGCAGUGUUACCAAGCAUCUGGAAUCUGCAAAUACAAUGUUUUCGUUCAUCUGGUGGAUCAUUGGAUUCUACUGGGUAUCCGUUGGUGGCCAAGCAUUGGCACGUGGCUCCCCUCAACUUUAUUGGCUUUGUAUAAUUUUUCUUGGUUUUGAUGUGUUCUUUGUUGUUUUCUGUGUUGCACUGGCAUGCAUCAUUGGCAUUGCUGUUUGCUGCUGUCUUCCAUGUAUUAUUGCAAUCCUAUAUGCUGUGGCAGAUCAGGAAGGAGCUUCCAAGGAAGACAUUGAUCAGUUGUCAAAAUUCAAAUUUCAAAAAAUUGGCGAUGAUGAGAAAUCUGCGGCUGAUGUCCAAGGACAUGUUGGGGGAAUAAUGACUGAAUGUGGUACCGAUUCCCCCAUGGAGCAUGUGCUCCCGGAUGAUGCAGAAUGUUGCAUUUGCCUUUCUGCUUAUGAUGAUGGAGUUGAGCUAAGAGAACUUCCUUGUGGUCACCAUUUUCACUGUGCCUGUGUAGAUAAGUGGCUGUACAUCAAUGCUACCUGUCCUCUCUGCAAGUAUAACAUUCUAAAGAGUAGCAGCCAUGAGGAGGUGUAGAAGAAUGGAAAAUAAUUAUUCAUGGUCACAUCUGGCAUAAGAUUUCAGCUCGAGAGCAUUUUAAUGCACAGCGUAGGCUACUCUGUUGUUGUUCUAGUGAUGAUAGAUUUAGACGUUGUCUUCAUGGUACUGGUGACUGUCAUGAUGUGCUUGUUUUAGCACUGGCCUUCAUUGAGGAAUUGUGUAUAUCUUUAAUGUUUCCCGGGGCAUUUAAGGAUUUUAAAAAAAUGAGUAUUAAAAGUACUAAAUUUACCUCAACAAGAUUUUGAAGGUAUUAACUACUGAAUUAAUGGUGAUUAAUACUUGUCUUAACCUUCAACAAGACAUCACUAAAACAGUUAAACUAUGUAUUGAAUGUUAAAUUAAAUUAUAGAACCAGUUUUUGUACUCAGAUGAAAUAUAAUAAUUUGAAUAAAUUUAUUUUUUUUUAUACUUUUUGAGAUGUAAAAUGUCCCAAAAUAUAAUGAAGUUAUAAAACUAUUAACUAUUGAUGUAUCAUUUUGAUGCCAUGUAAGUAUGAACCAGCGUAUUUUCUUUCUGUCCGUGUUGAUGGGAUUUCCUUCAUAGCUCUUUACCUAAUAAUAUUGAUUGCUACCGAACCUAUCAAAUCAAUCAAGCAUCACCGUUUAGCACCGCAAGCAAUCAUUACUAAAUGUCAUGUAUUAGCCAUUAAUGAGUGAGCAAAGUCGGCAUUUCCAGUGUAGAAAGGCAAAACACCUUCCCACUGAUUGAGGGAGGCGGGUGAUGAUGAUGAUUCAUAUUUCACAUUGCCUUUGCUUGUGACUACUUUCUUUUCACUAUCUUUAUAUAUAUAUAAAAAAAAAACAUUUCAAAGAUUUUAUAGGAAAAUUAGCUCAAGCUCCUUCCUUUAUCAGAGAAUUGCAACUCAAAUCUAAAAUUUUUUUAUUAUCUAAUUAAAUACGGGCCAAUCACUUGAAUCAAAUCCAAGUGAUUAUAACAGUUAUUUUUAUAAUUUCAUGAAAAUAAAAAUAUAUUGCCCAUUCCUUCAUAUACAACAAGCCAAAGCUCUCUUCAUGCUUCUUUCCAAUUUAACUUUACUGGUUCUUGUUUAUAAAUAUUAAAGAGAAAAUAGGGAGAAAAACUUGUAUAUUUUUUGAUGUAAGAGAGUAUAAACUUUUGGAAACCCAAACCCUAGCCUCAAUCAAGUCAACCUUUCCCUUGUGAUUGCACAUUUUGUUUUCAUCAUUCCAGAAACAAUUACUAGUGAAUUGAAAUUCUUCUAUCCACAAUCAUAAUACAACUUUCAAAGUCCAUACAUUACACUACACUCGUUCUCAUUGUAGUCCGGCUAUAACCCUGUUCCUCCACACCAUUCGUUUGGCUCUUUCACCUCGGGCCCCACAACUUUCCCACUUGUCACAUUCUCUAGCCCCUUACAACUAGGGCCUAUCUCACUGACAUGUGGCAUAAUCCUUACCGGUAUACCUAUCACAGUUUGACACGUGUUAUUUGCUAGUUGAGGAACUUCCAACUUCACUGCCACAUUGACAAUCCCCCUAGUCCUUGUACCGUCUCCAGCUCGUAACCGGUAGCUUAGUUGCCUGACCGAGCCCACCGGCGGGAGCCCUAUGUCGGCAGCGGGAAUCUGGCACCAACCCAGUUGAGCCUG
Molecule: messenger RNA, 3008 nt
Organism: Durio zibethinus
Lineage: Eukaryota; Viridiplantae; Streptophyta; Magnoliopsida; Malvales; Malvaceae
Product: E3 ubiquitin-protein ligase At1g63170-like
Biological process (GO): protein ubiquitination; ubiquitin-dependent protein catabolic process
Cellular component (GO): plant-type vacuole
Molecular function (GO): ubiquitin protein ligase activity
Source: RefSeq, a predicted model, not a curated record